CAUGGAUGCCUCGAGCUCAUGCUCUGAUCCACACCCAUUUGGUUCGUUGUCCGAUGUUUCUCCCACGACAGCCCAAAGAGCCAUAAAUUCAGACGAGGAGAUUAUUUUGUCUUCGAGCAGGCCGAAGAAGCGAGCUGGGAGGAAGAAGUUCAAGGAGACGAGACACCCGGUUUACAGGGGCAUAAGGAGGAGAAGAUGGAAUUCCAACAAGUGGGUUUGCGAGCUACGCGAGCCCAACAAGCAAUCGAGAAUAUGGCUAGGAACGUAUCCUACUGCGGAGAUGGCGGCUCGAGCUUACGAUGUUGCUGCAUUGGCGUUAAGGGGUCAUUUGGCUUGCUUGAACUUUGCUGACUCCGUCUGGCGUUUGCCCGUCCCGGCGUCCAGGGAUGCCAAGGACAUCCGUAAAGCGGCAGCCGAGGCGGCGGAAAUGUUCAGGUCCCAAGAAGAAUGUGAUAAUAGCAAUUCUGAGGCUUCUGCCAGCGGAAGCGGGAGCGAGUCUGGAGAUCAUCAUCAUCAUCAUCAAGUAGGAGAAGAAAUCGGGGAUAUCCAACACGACAACAAUGAAGUAAGCAGCUUUGGUCACGGGGAGGCGUUGCAGAAGAAUGGUGAGGAAAGUACGAGUUCGAUGUUUAUGGACGAUGAAGCUCUGUUUGACAUGCAUGGGUUGAUGGUAAACAUGGCAGAAGGGCUUUUGCUGUCUCCACCUCAUUGCUUAGGAGAGAGUUAUAGUUUUGAUGAGGUGGAAAGUGAUGCUGAAGUGCCAUUGUGGAGUUAUACAUUUUAAUUUGAGUUGUAAUC
This is a messenger RNA of Coffea eugenioides, 798 nucleotides long. Its product is annotated as dehydration-responsive element-binding protein 1A-like. The coding region runs from base 2 to 784 and encodes 260 amino acids. The record is from RefSeq and is a predicted model, not a curated record. The transcript has a single exon. Gene Ontology annotation, biological process: regulation of DNA-templated transcription. Gene Ontology annotation, molecular function: DNA binding; DNA-binding transcription factor activity. Lineage: Eukaryota; Viridiplantae; Streptophyta; Magnoliopsida; Gentianales; Rubiaceae.